Cyclopterus lumpus (lumpfish) is the source of this 3391-nucleotide messenger RNA. It is a transcript of the gene man2b2, whose product is annotated as mannosidase, alpha, class 2B, member 2. Gene Ontology annotation, cellular component: lysosome. Gene Ontology annotation, biological process: mannose metabolic process. Lineage: Eukaryota; Metazoa; Chordata; Actinopteri; Perciformes; Cyclopteridae. Gene Ontology annotation, molecular function: alpha-mannosidase activity; carbohydrate binding. The record is from RefSeq and is a predicted model, not a curated record. The coding region runs from base 197 to 3274 and encodes 1025 amino acids. The transcript is spliced from 19 exons.
UGUUUACCAAAUUUUAUUUCCGGUGUAAAGGUCACCAAAAACCAAGCGUUGACAAAAGCGGCGUCAAGCCGGCUUGGUUCUUCUGGGCUUCCGUAGAAAAAAGAGAGUCACGUGCUGCAGCAUAACAAUAAUAAGGAAGUCUGGGUGAAGAUUUGAGACUUGGGGUUUUUUCUCUCUACAUCCACGGGCUAAAAAGAUGGGAAAUGUAGCCGUUGUUGUGUUUUUUCUUUGUUGCUGUUACACAGCAGGAGAAAACGAGCCAAUUCAAACAUUUGUAAUUCCUCACAGCCACAUGGAUGUUGGCUGGGUGUACACUAUACAGGAGAGUAUGCACGCCUACGCAGCAAAUGUGUACACCAGUGUGACUGAGGAGCUGUCGAAGGAUGCAGACCGCAGGUUCAUCGCUGUGGAGCAGGAGUUCUUUCGACUGUGGUGGGAUACUGUGGCCACAGACUUGCAUAAGAAACAAGUACGACAGCUUGUUAAAGAGGGUCGACUUGAGUUCAUCAUCGGGGGCCAAGUGAUGCACGACGAGGCUGUAACGGAUCUAGACGACGAGAUACUACAAAUGACCGAGGGACACGGUUUCCUCUACGAGACGUUUGGGGUGCGUCCUCAGUUUUCCUGGCACGUGGAUCCAUUUGGAGCCUCCGCGACCACGCCGGUCCUCUUUGCCCUGGCUGGGUUCAACGCCCACCUCAUCUCCCGCAUUGACUAUGACCUGAAAGACACCAUGCAGAAAAACAAGAAACUUCAGUUCGUUUGGAGAGGUUCUCCCUCUUUAAAAGAGAAGCAGCAGAUCUUCACUCACACUAUGGACCAGUUUAGCUAUUGCACCCCAUCUCACCUGCCAUUCUCCAACAGCUCUGGAUUCUAUUGGAAUGGAGUUGCCUUGUUCCCCGAUCCCCCUAAAAACGGAGUUUACCCCAACAUGAGCCUGCCUGUCACCAAGGAGACGGUACAGGCCUAUGCCAAGACUAUGGUGGAGAACAUCAAGCAGAGGGCUGCUUGGUUCAGGACGAACCAUGUGCUCUGGCCAUGGGGCUGUGACAAACAGUUCUACAACUCAUCUGUCCAGUUCAACAAUAUGGAUCCUCUGAUGAAGUACAUCAACCAGAACAGCAAAGAGUUUGGGGUGACAGUCCAGUAUGCCACUCUUAGUGAAUACUUCCAAGCCAUCCACCAAUCAAAUCUUGUCUGGGAGCCUCGCGGGAGUGAAGAUUUUCUACCAUAUUCCACUGAACCGCACCAGGCGUGGACGGGCUUUUACGCAUCCAGAAAUGUUCUGAAAGGAGUGGCACGCCAAGCCAGCUCCCAGCUGCACGCAGCCGAGACUCUUUUCACCCGGUACCGAGUCCGCUUCCCUGACGGGCCUGUUACUAAAGACUGGGCCCUGGAUAAACUGAGGGCGCUUCGCUGGGCUGUCUCAGAGGUCCAGCAUCAUGAUGGCAUCACUGGCACUGAGUCUCCCAAGGUGGCCGACAUGUACCUGCAGCAUCUCGUGCAGGCCACGAUGGGAGUGGAGGAGCUUCUGGCCGCACUCAUCCUGCUGCCCCACAACCUCGGAUUACCCAGCAUCCUCGGCAGCCGCUACCAGAGAAAAGGUGUUCAUCAGCCUUUGGAGCAACACGUCAUCAUUUACAAUCCAUUGGCAUGGAACACCACCACCAUCGUCAACGUCACGGUAUCCUUCCCCAUUGCAGCCGUCUUUGAUGAUGACGGACAACCAGUGCCGGCACAGAUCCAGAUGGCGGCACAGUCCAAUGUGUCCUACGAUCUUUUCAUCGUGGUGGAACUUGGAGGCCUUCAGCACAGGAAAUACCUGAUUAAGUCCUCUGAGAAGAAAUGCUCUGGGAGGAAGUGUGGCUGGAUUUAUGAAGCCAAAGGGGUUUUGUUCGAAAGACGCAACAUCUGGGACUCGAUGAAAACGGGGAGGAGACUCCUGCCGGUUAUAAAUGAGUGUUACAAGCUGAUGUUUGACCAGGAUACAAAUCUACUGCACAGCAUCACUUACCUUCAAGAACAAAGGAGAGUAUUGGUGACGCAGGAUUUCUGGGAAUACCACGCAAAUGGAGACACGAAAGCAGGGCCCAUCUCCGAUAACUACAUCUUCAGUGCUAACGGGUCGGCUGUGCGGGCGUACGAGGCUGUGGAGAUGGAGAUCAUCCCCGGGAAGAUUAUGACUGAGAUCAGGCAGCACUUCUAUAGAGGGGAAAGUGAUAAAGACUACACCUACUCCAUCACCACCCGAGUCCCAGAAUGCUUUGGGAGCAGGCUGCGGUGUCAUAGGCUGGAGCAGACCUAUUCGCUGGGCCCCCUUCGUCUCAACACGGAGGUCGUCCUCAGAACCAGCUCCUCCUUGAGGAACAACAGGACCCUGUACACAGAUGACAAUGGCUAUCAGAUGAUGGAGAGGAGAUACAGGAAGUUUAACAAUAACACUUUAGCAAGAAACUACUUCCCCAUGGUUCGGGCUGCCUAUAUUGAGGAUGAGCUCAGCAGACUGGUGCUCGUCAGCGACAGAGCUCACGGUGUUUCCAGCCAAGCCAACGGACAACUAGAGGUCAUGCUCCAUCGCCGUCUUUGGAACAACUUACCCUGGAGCCUCGGCUACAACCUGACCCUCAACGACAGCUCGGUCGUGAGGCCCACCCUGUGGAUGAUGCUGGGCUCCAUCAGUGUCACCUCCAAGCUCUACCAGAGGGAGGCAAUAGAGCUGCAGCACAGACCUGUCAUCAUGCCCAUCGACCAGCCUCAGAGAUCCUGGCGGGAGAAGGAACCCAGAGGAAGUUCUCCUGUGCGUUCGGUGGUGCUGCCGCCCAACCUCCACCUGCUCAGCCUCAGCAUCCCUGGAUGGAACUACAGCUCUGAUCAUGAUGUUCACCUCAGCCACAUAAACUCAGGUCAGGACCUGCACUCGGAGCCAGACUUCGAUCGGGUCCUGUUGAGAAUCAUGCAUCUCUUUGAGGAGGGAGAAGACCCUGAGCUUUCAAAGCCAGUCACCAUAAACUUGAAGGAUGCUCUGCAGGGCAUAGGGGAAGUAAAAGAGCUGGAGGAGCGUUCUCUUACAGGAACCUGGGAUAUCACCCGUCUGCAGAGGUGGAACUGGAAGACUGCAGAGAACUUAAAAACAAACCACAAAAGCUGCUCCGGUGGCGGAGAUGAGGCUUUCACUGUGACCAUCUCACCCAAAGAGAUCAGGACCUUCUUCGUUCACUUUGCCUCCAGGAACUUUUGGGCUUAUCCGUCUUCUGUGAAGACGGACAAUCAUUAAACAGAAUAUGACGAUGUUUUUAAAGAUUUGAUCUUUUGCUACACUGUUAAUUAAUACUUAUUUUUGCACAUUUUGUUGGACAGCACUGAUGCGUUGAUUAGGUGUGCUCAUUGUCAC